UCGUCGUGUAGUGUGUGUUCUUGUUUCCUCACUGGCGCCUAGCGUCCCGACGGACCGCAGUUUUAGAUCGCAGUUAAAUUAUUAAAAUUUCUUGAGUUUGACACAAUUCGCAAGUCCUCUUUUCCAACACACGCCAUAAUUACAUAACUGAUCUCCAUCGCGUUUGGGUCACAGCCGUCUGUCUAGGACCUAGGCGUACCCGUUACAAGCAAACAAUUUGGUUUAGUCGCUUCGGUAGGCGGUGUAGCCUUCGUCAAGGUUUCAUGCUCAGUUUGGUUUGUUCCUAAGUUAGAGGGACAAUUUAAUCAUGUCUGCCAAUAAUAACUUCCAGUUCAAUAUACGAGACAGUAUGUACUUUAGAUUCUCAACAAAAUACAUGGAAUUUUUUCCAAGAAAUGUGAGGAGAGUUAUAGAAUUUGUGAUUCUAUUUGAGGCAAUAUUAGCCUUGUAUGCAUUCAUUAAUUUUCACAUAAAGUUGGCACAACCAGUUGAUUGUUUGGACCAUGUCAUAGAUAUUUGGCCCAAAAAUGGUAUAUUGAGAGUGGAAAUAAUUCAAAAUCAUGAACGCUAUUGGGUACAAAAGGGCAAAAUAAACAAAUUCUUAACAGUAGAAGAUACUUUUGAAAGUGAUUACAGAUUUAAUAAUGUAUUAUACAAAAUAAAUGACAAUUUUUCACUGUUCAAUGAUUUCAUUAAAACGUCUAACCCUGAGAAAAAUGAAGAAGUUGAUAUUGAACCUUCAACAGAAGAGUUAGAUGAAAAUAAAUUUCGAGAGACUAGCACCGUAAAUAACAUAAACGUUGAAGAUGAAAAAAAAAAACCGCCAGUUACACCACGUCGAGCUCAUUCUGGCCAGUGUCCAGUCAGUUAUGUUGAAAGUAUGUGGGGAGCCUCAUAUUUUUCGAUAUACCAAUUCACACAUUCGAACGAAAACGACAACGAUAUUUAUUACGAAAAUUACAUUGUCGAAUAUUCAUUGAAUGAUGAAAACUUGUUUUUGUCGUCCGAAGCUAGACAAGGAUUAGAAAUUCCGGUAAUGGUUGUAACCCUAAACCCUAUUUUCAACAAGUGUUUUGGAAAUUCAUUAAAUCGACACUUCUUAGAAAAUUUCAUUGGCUAUGACGAAAUACUGUAUGCCUCUAUUAAAGCUGUGGCUAAAUCUGAAGAAAACAGAGGCUUUAUAAGAAAUGUCAUUACCUCGAAACAUUUCCCAAUUGAGGCGAAAACACAGAAAGAUAGAGCAUCGUACAUUCUUUCGUUUUUCAUUAUGAUAAUAAUUACGUUAGUGAUUUCAUUGUACACGAGGCUCAUGAAUUAUCAACUAUUCGUUGCCUUCAAUUAUUUACUAAACCGUCAAAACGGUAUUAACGGGGAAGUUAGCCUGUUUAAGUGUUAUGUGAGUUUUUUGGGUUUUUUGGGCUUAUCAUCUUUAAUAUGGUUAUAUUUCAAAGAUGUUGAUGCAUUGUUAUACAUCAUGUUCAUCGUUGUAGCGGCUGAAAUGUACUACGCAGUAUUCACCCAUAAUGAGACGACGAGAAAACAUUGGCCAAAGUUUUUCUUUCUGUACCUGUUUAUGUUCUAUGCUUACGACUAUCGGUUCAACGGCCCAGUACAGAUCCUUGAGUCUUACCUGUUCAUGGUCUUUUAUAAUGCAUUCCAUGGUAUACUUUUAUCACCACAUCGAACUACCAUACGUGGUGCGGCAAAUCGAAAUUCAGGAGAUGAUAAGUCAGCGGCAAUUGCAAUAUUUGAGGCAACAGAGCCGUCCACCCAGCCGCCGGGAAUUUAGUGCUGAAACUUGAACGCUGUUGAGUGGCGGAAGUGACAGUGUGAUCAGUAGUCAUUAGUCAGGUCCAGCAUUUCAGCCCGGAGAACGGACUGAAUUGCGGGCAGUUAGAUGUUUUUAUAUUAUAAUAUAAGUAUUUAGUGUUUGUGUCAUUUCAAUAUUAUUUUACGUGUAACGAUAAUAAUAGUUAUUAAAAAACGAUGAUUUUAACGUGCGACGAAAAAGAUAUAACAUAUUAUGACCGAACAACUAUAUUAUUAUACCGAGUGAUCCAUCGAAUGAAACACAUUCAUUGAUUCAAAAACUAUUGAAAAUAUUCGUUUUGUAUCAUUUUAAGUAUUAAAAAAAAACAUUUUUCUAAGAAUGUAUUCAGUAAUUUUAUCAGUAUCGUUAUUGUUUUUCGAUUAUAACUUUUUUAAGACAACACGCAUUUUUAUUUUCAUAUUCCAAAGCUCAAUAUUUUUCGAAGUCCUUCGAUGUAUAGUUUAUGAGCUUUUUCUUAUUAGACAUACCUGUUUAACAUUUGGACAACGAAGCGUAAAGCUUAAAGCUUAGAUGAGCCUAGAAAAGAAAUGAAAGUCCUAGGACUUUGAAAUAUAAUAAUCUACUUGUUAAAUUUAAUUUUAUACAUCAAAAUACUCCAAAUUAUAUUUUACUUAGGAAUGUGCAGUUAAAAAUGUAUGUCAUCAAUGAAAAGAAUAAUUAAUAUGAAAUUGACAACGAUAAAAAUUAUUAUUUUUUCCAAAAAUGUUGUUUCGUAACGACUUCAAAUUAUACCAAAUAUUAGUAUUUUUUGAAACAAUGGAUGUCUUACGUUAAAUGGAUCGCCACUUAUACAUAUGUAUUUGACAAUUAAUGUAAAUUUCGUCAAGUAAGAUGUACGCCGAAAGACGUCAGUUCUACACUACCACCACCUACUCCGACGUCAUCAGUUGUCGUACCGAUUGCAGAACCACCAUAAUCGAUGUUAAACCUACCGGCCAAUAAAACACAAUAAUUACAAAUAAAAUAACGGAACAGCCGACCGCUGUCAGAAUGUUUUUUUUUUUAUUUAUGAUUUAUUUAUAAUUUAAUCGUGUAUCCAACUACCAUCAUAAGGGAAUCGCACAGUCUUUACCGGAAAAAUUAAAACAAAUCAAAUUGUAUUUAACUGUAACCUUUUUUUUUUUUUCAAUAUGAUAGUGAUUUGGCCGGUACGAUUUAUUCUGUUUGUACUUAACUAUUAUUAUUGUUACAAUUAAUUAUUAUGCAUGAAUUAUUACUUAAUUUUUUGGACGACUUUAAUAUUAUUGUAAUUUUUCCCUUAACUGCAUAUUUAUAAACGAAUAACGAUUAUUAUUAUUAUCUAAUAUUAUUGUUAUAUCAUUAUCAUUAUUCCGAUAUAUCGGUCCGGAGUUAUAUGCCACCACGAGCUUUCUCCGGACUACGAUUAUUAUUAUUAUUAUUAUUAUUAUUAUUAUCAUGAUUAUUAUUACGAUAUUUCGGUCAGGAGUUUUAUGCCUGUGCGAUCUUUUCUAGCCUACGUGUCUAUUAAAGAUCGAAUUAUUU
Molecule: messenger RNA, 3334 nt
Organism: Acyrthosiphon pisum (pea aphid)
Lineage: Eukaryota; Metazoa; Arthropoda; Insecta; Hemiptera; Aphididae
Product: membralin-like
Exons: 13
Coding region: 308-1789 (493 amino acids)
Biological process (GO): positive regulation of ERAD pathway; response to endoplasmic reticulum stress
Cellular component (GO): endoplasmic reticulum
Source: RefSeq, a predicted model, not a curated record